Engraulis encrasicolus (European anchovy) is the source of this 5944-nucleotide messenger RNA. It is a transcript of the gene egfra, whose product is annotated as epidermal growth factor receptor a (erythroblastic leukemia viral (v-erb-b) oncogene homolog, avian). Gene Ontology annotation, molecular function: ATP binding; epidermal growth factor binding; epidermal growth factor receptor activity. Gene Ontology annotation, biological process: positive regulation of epithelial cell proliferation; multicellular organism development; positive regulation of kinase activity. The transcript has 28 exons. Gene Ontology annotation, cellular component: signaling receptor complex; basal plasma membrane; plasma membrane. The coding region runs from base 163 to 3867 and encodes 1234 amino acids. The record is from RefSeq and is a predicted model, not a curated record. Lineage: Eukaryota; Metazoa; Chordata; Actinopteri; Clupeiformes; Engraulidae.
AUUUUCAAGGGAGAAGGCGGAGCUGUCAAAGUUUUCUGUUUAGGGCUAGACAAGUUCUGUAAGAAGUAGCUACCUUGAAUGACACGUUCCGAACUCAACCAAUUCAAUCCAAUACGGCGCUAGCAUGGAAUAAAGAGUUUUCUGUUCGGAACGAAACGACUGAUGAAAAAAGUUAUGGCAAAACCACAUGAGAUUGGAAUCAUUGCAAUUCUACUAGUUUCCUUGGGCUGUUGUGCUACGCCGGAAAAGAAAGUAUGCCAAGGUUCCAACAACAAGCUGACGCUCCUGGGCACGGUGGAAGACCACUACCAAAACCUGGUGAAGAUGUUCAGCAACUGCACCGUGAUCCUGGAGAAUCUGGAGAUCACGUACACCACUGACAAACACGACCUGUCUUUCCUGAAGAAAAUCCAGGAGGUGGGUGGCUAUGUGUUGAUUGCGCUCAACGAGGCCACCAAGAUACCACUGGAGAGCCUGCGUAUCAUCCGAGGCCAUACCCUGUACAAUGACAAGUAUGGGCUGGCGGUGCUGUCCAACUGCAACAAGAGCACUGGAGCAGCCACCAAGGAGCUUGAGCUGAGGAAUCUCACAGAAAUUAUCAAAGGAGGUGUGAAGUUUUCACACAACUGCAUGUGCUACGUGGACACAAUACAGUGGGCAGACAUCGUCAACAUGAAGAACAACCCAAGCAUGGACUACCCUACGCAGAGGACUGAGAGAUGCAAGAAGUGCGACUCGGGGUGCUACAAUGGAUCCUGCUGGGGUCCAGGUCGACAGAACUGCCAGAAGGUUACCAGGGUGAUCUGUGCUGCGCAGUGCUCGGGUCGCUGCAAGGGCUCCCAGCCCAACGACUGCUGCAAUGAGUACUGUGCGGCCGGGUGCACCGGACCCCGGCCCACUGACUGCCUGGCCUGCAAAAAUUUCUCAGACAACGGGACGUGUAAGGCUAACUGUCCUCCCCCCUACAUCUAUGACAGCAACCUGCACCAGCUGGUCCCCAACCCAAAUGGCAUGUACAGCUUUGGAGCCACCUGUGUGCAAAAAUGCCCUCAUAACUAUGUGGUGACAGACCAUGGGGCCUGCGUGCGAACCUGCAGCCCCCAGCACUAUGAGACAGACGAAGGAGGCGUCAGGAAGUGCAAACCAUGCGAGGGUUUGUGUCAAAAAGUUUGCAACGGCAUCGGAAUGGGAAACCUGGUAGGCGUCCUGUCCAUUAAUGCCAGCAACAUCGACUCCUUUCAAAACUGCACCAAAAUAAACGGUGACGUGGCGAUACUCUACACAACUAUUCAUGGGGAUAAACACACAAAUACUUCAAAGCUGGAUCCUGCCAAGCUGAGUAUAUUUGAAACAGUGAAAGAAAUUACAGGAUACUUGCUGAUCCAGGACUGGCCUGCAACCAUGAACUCCUUAAGUCCCUUCAAAAACCUUGAGGUGAUCCGUGGGAGAACAAAGAAACAGAGUGUUGUGAGUUUUGCUGUGAUCAACACCAAUAUCGAGUACCUGGGCCUCCACUCCCUGAAGAAGAUCAGUGAUGGUGAAGUGUUUCUCAUGAAGAACAAGAACCUCUGCUACAUCACCGAGCAACCAAUGAAACGCCUCUUUGAGCUGCCCAGCCAGAAGGUCAACAUGAAGGAAAAUAAAGAUGCAGUCGCUUGUGCUGCGGAGAACAGAACGUGUGACGAGAUGUGCACGGCCGAGGGAUGCUGGGGACCAGGGCCCGACAUGUGCUUCUCCUGUUUACACAUGAUACGCGCUGGACGCUGCGUGGCCUCCUGCAAUAUAUUUGAAGGUGAACCGCGUGAGUGCGAGGUCAACCGGUCUUGUGUGCUGUGUGACACAGAGUGCCGGCCUUUGAACGGGAGCCUGACCUGCAGUGGACCGGGUCCUGACCAGUGCACAGAGUGUGCCAACUUUAAAGAUGGCAUUCAUUGUGUCCCGUGGUGCCCUCACGGCGUGCCUGCUGAAGAUGGCUCCAGCAUUUGGAAAUACGCUGACAGCAAAGGAGUGUGUCAGCCCUGCCACAAGAACUGCACCCAAGGAUGCACGGGCCCAGAGCUGGAAGACUGCAAAGACUACAUGACAUCAAGCUUGUCGAUGGUGGCUGCAGGGGUAGUCGGUGGCCUGCUGGCGUUCGUCAUCCUGGCACUGGGCGUGUUUGUGCUGUUGCGGAGACGCCAUAUAAAGAGGAAAAGGACGCUUCGCCGACUACUGCAGGAGAGAGAGUUGGUGGAGCCCCUGACACCUAGUGGAGAGACGCCCAACCAGGCAUUGCUCCGAAUCCUCAAAGAGACCGAGUUCAAAAAGAUCAAAGUGCUCGGAUCCGGGGCUUUUGGCACCGUGUAUAAGGGCCUGUGGGUCCCCGAGGGCGAGGACGUGAAGAUUCCAGUGGCCAUCAAAGUAUUGAGAGAAGCCACCUCACCAAAGGCUAACAAGGAGAUUUUAGACGAGGCGUACGUGAUGGCCAGUGUUGAGCACCCGCACGUGUGUCGGCUGCUGGGCAUCUGCCUGACCUCCACGGUGCAGCUCAUCACCCAGCUCAUGCCCUACGGCUGCCUGCUCAACUAUGUCAAGGAGAACAAGGACAACAUCGGCUCCCAGUACCUGCUCAACUGGUGUGUGCAGAUCGCCAAGGGGAUGAACUAUCUGGAGGAUCGUCACUUGGUGCACCGCGACUUGGCGGCGAGAAACGUCCUGGUGAAGACUCCGCAGCAUGUCAAGAUCACCGACUUCGGGCUGGCCAAGCUGCUGAGCGCGGAUGAGAAGGAGUACCACGCAGAUGGAGGAAAGGUCCCCAUAAAAUGGAUGGCCCUGGAGUCUAUACUUCAUCGGACGUACACCCACCAAAGUGAUGUUUGGAGUUACGGUGUGACUGUGUGGGAGCUGAUGACCUUCGGGACGAAGCCCUACGACGGCAUACCAGCCAGCGAGAUAGCCAGCGUGCUGGAGAAGGGGGAGAGGCUGCCCCAGCCCCCCAUCUGCACAAUCGACGUCUACAUGAUCAUGGUGAAAUGCUGGAUGAUUGAUGCUGACAGCAGGCCACGCUUCCGAGAGCUCAUCGCCGAGUUCACCAAGAUGGCCCGGGACCCUUCACGCUACCUGGUCAUUCAGGGUGACGAUCGGAUGCAUCUACCCAGUCCCAGCGAUGGGAAAUACUACCGCAGCCUGAUCAGCGGCGUAGACAUGGAGGACGCCGUGGAUGCAGACGAGUACCUGGUGCCCAACCACAACUUCUUCAGCAGCCCCUGCACAUCACGAACUCAGCUCCUGCAGUCUGUGAGCAUGAACAGCAGCAUCGAGACGUGCCACAACAGGAAUGGGAGUGCUGUGCCAGUCAGGGAGAACAGCAUCGUGUUGCGUUAUAUACCUGACCCCACAGACCAGUUUCUCGACGGAGACUUCCAGCCAGCUCCUGAAUAUGUCAAUCAGAAUGGCUGCAACGCGUCAGACAUGGCCAACCCCAACUACCAGCACCCAGGGCCGCCUCGCAAAAUCCUCUCCACAGAGGCCCUUGACGAGACGGAAGAGGAAUAUCUCAACUGCUUCAAAGAACCAGCCGGACCAUCGGGUGGCGCCACUGCUGCCGCUGCUGCUGGAGCAGCAGGUGCUGCUGCUGGCACAGGCACAACCACAGGCCCAGAGUACCUGAACACGUCUCAGCAGAACGGCCUGUUCACUCUCUCGUCAAGUGACGCCAGUGCACUCGGGGUGGGGAGGACGCAGUUCAACCCUCAGAACAGCAUGGACAACCCGGACUACCAGCAGGACUUCUGCCCGCUGGUGUCCAAGCCUAAGCUGAACGGGCAUCUCCCUGCAGCGGAGAAUGUGGAGUACCUGGGCCUGGCGGGUCCCCUGGAGGUACACUAGCACCCCCCCCCCCUUCCUCUCUCAUGGAUGCAUGGGGUGAGGGCUGUGACUAUGACUGAUGUGGCUCGCUUCCCGGAUCCUGUGGGAGACAGACAGCUUGGUCUUGGACAUAAUACUGGUGUUUGUCCAGGGCCUGCUUGGACUCGGACGCUGACACGUGGUGGUUUUUUUUUAAAUACCAGACUUUGUGAAGGAGUUGGAAGCCACACUUCUCUCUCUCUCUCUCUCUCUCUCUCUCUCUCUCUCUCUCUCUCUCUCUCUCUCUCUCUCUCUCUCGCCGAAUGCUGAUUAAUUGCUUCUGUGAACCAGUGAACUUUUCUCUACCCACACACCAAGACCAUGAACUUCUGUACCAGGAUGCUGACGGUCUGGUCAUGAUUUUCAGAGAGAGAGAAUCUCCAGCACCCAAAGAACUAUGACAAAAUAUUUUGUAGCUGCACAUAAUUGAGAAACAUAUCUAGGACAUUGUGAUAUAAAUAAAUGUACACUGUGUUGCUCAUUGGCCAUCCUGAUGGACCCCUUAUGACUAGAAUCUGUUGAAAAAAUAUAUAGAGACUGCAAAAGUUUAGGCACUAGUGAAAAUGCUGUUAUGUAUAACAAAAAUGACAUGAGUAGUCUUUACUCAUAAAAAAACACAACAAGCAGUGGGCAAAGCCCACCAGAAAUGAAUUGAUGUUAGAUGCAAACAAUUUACUUGUAUUAUACUUGUAUUAUACUUGUAUAGGGUUUUUUUUUUCAGGAUACGAAGUAGGCAGUUUUCUGUCAAGAAUUUUGAUGACCCUGCAACUGUUGAAUUCAGGUUGUCUUGAUAUCACCAUUUCUCAAUGUUCUAGUUACCACACUUGGAAGUGUGUCAGCCUAAGUAGUCAUGCCCAGUGACUCGAUACUCUGCAGAGUUCACCAAAGAGUAUCCAAUCACUGGACAUAACUAAUUAUUAGGCUGACACACUUCCAAGUGUGCUUAGUAUAACAUUGAGAAAUGGCCCAUGUAAUGUCCAUUUCCUCAUGUAAUUCCAUGUUGCACUCUUCUCCCCUGGUUCAAUUUGAUGGUCAGUAGCUUUCAACCUUCUAUACAGUCUGUUACUUGUGUAUUAUAAUGAUGCAUCAGUACCUGACUGGAAAAUGCAAAACUGAAAACAGAUUCCGAUGACACACAAAGAAACUAUUUAAAUAUAAAAAAAUAUACACUACACAGCAAGUGAAUCAGCUCAGAUCAAGUGCCUAAUACUUUUGCUCAGAAUCCAUCAUUGGAAGGUCCCUUAACUGAUGUAAUGGAUCACUGUGCUGAAUUGCGAACUAUUCUUAAUAAGUAUUGUUGAGCACAUUGUGUCAAUGAACAUUAGUGAAGCAUUAACUUCUGCAAAGUCUGGCACAGAUAUAGUCAGUGCUUUGAAUAUCCAGACAUUAUGCAAGUUAAGGGAACCUCCAUAUAAAUCCUGGUAGAUAUUUCUUUACUGUGAAUCAUACUAAACAAACAUGGUCAUUUUUUAUAUACAGUGGAAAGAUUUUCUUUGUUAUUGGUACGUUUGUGAAAAGUUAUAGACAGUUAAUAGACUGUUAAUAGACAGCUCUAAAUAGGUAGCCUACUUCUUGAAUGUCAUGUACCCAAACACCCACAUACCCAUGGUACUUGUAGUAUAUGAAACAAAAGUGUUUGUCUAAUGCUGGAGACUUGGCAAAUAUAUAAAAACACUUCUCUUGUAUGCCACUCAUUCAAACGUAAAACAUUGUACAGGGUUAUUAACAGUAUGUGUACUUCCUUUUAUUCACUUUUUCAUAUCCAAAGCCAGUAUUGAACUCACAACAGAUUUGUUUUUGUUUGUGUUGAAAUGAGUCAUAUCAGAUUCAAACGAGUGUGAAACGAGAAAGGAUGUGGUGCACAUUGUUGAGUUGAGAGUCAAGCAUCCUAGCGUUUCAAUACUACCUGGUUUUAUCCUAUCAUAAACAACUGCCUACCGAAGCUGAAACCAAGGACUAUAAUCAACUUCAUCAGCGUCUAUGGAACUGAACUGAACUGAGCUGUAAUUAUUCAUUUCAAAAGUGAAAAAAUAAAAUAAAGCAUAAUGUUUUGUAUCAA